AAGGAGAGCAUGCACAUGAUCAUAAGUUAAAUGCACACACAUGUAACACCAAAUACAAUACCAAUAUCAAGUAUCAAGAGAUUCAAGACCUAUUGCUAUUCUUGAUCUCCAACGAGAAUAUAUAUAACUGUCUUUUGAAGAAACAGGACCCAACCACAAUCACUAUGCAUCAAAAACUGCUGAAAAUCCUGCAGGACUGCAAGUCUCUGAAACAACUGAAACAGAGCCACCUUCAGAUAUUCAUCCAUGGACUACAACACAGCAGCUUUUUGCUUCCCAAGCUCCUCACUCUCUCCUCGCAACUGGGUUUUCUUCAUUACGCUUAUUCCAUUUUCCAAACUUCUUGCUCCCCCAAUGUUGUGGCUUACAACACAAUCAUAAAAUGCUUCAUAGGAAAGACCCGAGUAGACGCAUUGCGAGUCUACGAUCAAAUGAAGACGUUAAGGAUUGUGCCGAAUGGUUAUACUUUCACUUUUCUUCUCAGGUGUUUUGAAUCUUUUGAGGCCCUUGAGGAUGGGAAAGUGGUUCAUGGUGACAUUGUCAAGCUUGGUUUCGGCUCCAGCGUCUUUGUUCAGAACACCCUUUUGGAUUUCUACGCCAAAUGUGCAGGCGGUUUUGAGUUUGGUUCUGCACGCCAGGUGUUUGAUGAAAUGGCCGAGAGAGAUGUGGUCUCUUGGAAUUCCAUGAUUGCUGCUUACAUGACUCGUGGUAGGAUAGAGCCUGCAAUGAGGUUGUUUCAUUCGGUGCCGAAGAAGAACAUUGUGACAUGGAACUCUGUUGUUUCUGGUCUUUCCAAGGCCGGAAACAUGGAGUUGGCGCAUUCGGUUUUUGAGGAAAUGCCAGAAAGAAAUGAUGUUUCCUGGAAUUCAUUGAUCACUGCUUAUAUGCGGUUGGGUGAUAUGAGCUCAGCUCGGUGUCUGUUUGAACAAAUGCCGGAGAAAACAGUGGUUUCUUGGACCGCCAUGGUGUCUGGAUACACCGCCAUUGGAGAUGUUGAAUCAGCCAGGAACUUGUUCAGUCAGAUGCCGGUUAAAAAUGUUGUAUCGUGGAAUGCUAUGAUUGCAGGUUAUGUUCAUAACCACAUGUUUGAUCAAGCUCUUUCUGUUUUCCGUGAGAUGUUGAUAGAUGGCAAGUGCAGGCCUGAUCAGAGUACUUUGAUCAGUGUACUAUCGGCAUGUACUCACUUGGGUUCUCUUGAACAUGGAAAAUGGAUCGAGUCUUAUGUUAAGAGAAACAAGUUUGACAUGUCUGUACCUUUAGGAAAUGCUCUAAUAGACAUGUAUGCAAAGUGUGGAGAUGUAGAAAAUGCAAAAGCUGUUUUUGAUGAGAUGGAACAAAGAUGUAUAAUUACAUGGACGACAAUGGUUUCAGGUCUAGCUGUUAAUGGGUGGUGCAGGGAAGCAUUAGCUCUCUUUGAAACAAUGUGUUUAAGCGGACAUAAACCAGAUGAUGUGAUUUUCAUUGUGGCUUUAUCAGCUUGCACUCAUGGAGGGCUGGUAGACGAGGGCAAAAUAAUUUUUUAUCAGAUGGAACACGAGUUUGACAUCAAGCCCCGAAUAGAGCAUUAUGGGUGCAUGGUUGAUCUUCUAGGUAGAGCUGGGAAGUUGGAAGAAGCACUCAGGUUUGUAGAAAACAUGCAUUUGGAGCCAAAUGCUGUAAUUUGGGCCAGUCUACUGGGUUCCUGUAAGAUUCAUGGAAAUGGAGAUCUGGUGGAGUCUGUAACCAGGCGGAUUAUAGAGCAGGAACCGGAAAAUCCCAGCUAUUUAACUCUAGUUUCCAAUUUGAGUGCAUCAGUCGGACAGUGGAAAGAUGUGCUGAUCUAUCGGCAAGUUAUGAGACAACAGGGGAUAGAAAAGGUUCCUGGUUGUAGCUCAAUCCAAAUGGGGAACAAGAUAGAUGAAUUUCUUGCCCACGAUACAAGACAUGAGGAAAGAAAAGAAAUUUAUGGAGUUUUGAAUUGUUUAAAUGAACAGGUGUCAGCAGUUUCUGAUGGGCUAUGAACAUAUGACAAUGGUCUCGUACACAAUGAUCCACCCUAUGCGAUGUAUGGGAAGAAAUAUUAAUGAUAUAAAGGAGUGGCACUGUAUGUGAAUGCCCCAAGCAAUUCUGGCCAAUCUUCUGAAGAUCAGACUUGAAGAUAGAAUCAGAAAAGCACAUUAUGAAAUACAUCAACUUCGUGUAGCAGCAAGAAACAUGUCUUGUGAAAGAACAGGUAUUGGAACAAAUUCUUUUGUCAGUGAUUGGAAGCAACACUCUGAUAAGGCAAAUAUAUCUUUACAGAAGAAAGGGUUGAAGCAGUGGAAGGAUGAUAAUGAAGCUAACAGGCAGUGUGUUCUUUCAUCAAUGAGACGUCUACCAUGGUCCACAGCCUUGGGAGCAGUGGGACUGCAAUAGCUUUAGAUUGAAUACUAAUAAGUUUUGUGGAGCGGCCGAUCAUUACUGUACUAAUGCUUGGCCGCUUACAAAAUCCCUCCUUCUGAGCCGGCCACCAGAUAAAAUAACAGUGAACACUUUGUGCAAUUGAGAACAAGUAAGUUCAGAUGUUCAUGAAUUAGUUUUGGGAUAUACGUCAAUUGUAUAUUUUUCUCCCUCCCUUUCUCUCGUUCUCCUCUGUACAAGAUGGUGAUUGACAUACAAAUUGUUUUUGUCUAUCAAAUUAAUGUUGGAGAAACUCUAAUUUUCCUCAGGUUUGCAGGGCUUUCUUUUGGUGUCAUUGCAGUAAUUAUUUAGUUCCAAUCCAACGUUGAUGUGUAUACAUUAGACUGCAAAUAGGUGUUUUUAUUUUUAUUUUUUUAUAUUGUGAUAAGUAGAGAAGCUUGGAUUAACGUGCAAGUUUUAUACCGUAUUUGUCUAACAUUUCUUUGAUGGAGUGACAAAUGACGAUAGAUGUCUUAAAUUUUUAAGUCUCCAAAAUUUGGGUAGUCUGGUAGAACAUUUCUUAACUCAGUAAAUAUCUGCUUUGCUAAUCAGUUUAUAUUUUUGUGUUCAGAGUCACAAUGAUCCUCAAACAAAAAGAAAAGGUCAAGGAUGCAUAUGUUCUUUACUUUAUGUAAAGCUUCAUUCCAAAUUAAGUAGGUCCUUUGGGUGGCAAAAUUGCAUUUGCUUUAUACUUCUGGCAAGAUGUGAUGUUUCACUCCACCGAAUCCUAUUUUCUAACUUUAAAUUAUCCACACUUAGGUUUUUAGAGAAAAUAAAUGAAGCAUAAUAAUCAACAAUGUCAAGAUUAAUGUACUGAUUUGCAAUAGGUAGACAUUCUUCCUUGCUUGCGCAAAUACAAGAUAGCUUACAGGCUUAUAACUUAUUUAUUCUAGUGUGCAUAUUUGGUCAAAAUUGAUGGUUUUUCUUUUCGUGAGUGAUUUGUCUUAUGAGCAGACUAUACUGAAUCUCAUUGUAAUGCAGGUCAAACUGCUUAUGCAAUAUGAUGUGUUUCCACUACUAUGGAAGGAUGUGAUGCAUAAUCAUGCAUUAGCAUUACUUGAUUAUAUUCAUUAUGUUCAUUACUUGUUUCAUUAAUUAUGCAAUAUGAUGUGUUUCCACCGGAAUGGAAGGAUGUGAUGUAUUAGCAUUACUUGCUUAUAUUUGUUAUGAUCAGUACUUGUUUCGUUAAUUAGUGCCACGCAUUCUGAAU
Molecule: messenger RNA, 3628 nt
Organism: Rosa chinensis
Lineage: Eukaryota; Viridiplantae; Streptophyta; Magnoliopsida; Rosales; Rosaceae
Product: pentatricopeptide repeat-containing protein At1g08070, chloroplastic
Exons: 2
Coding region: 165-2000 (611 amino acids)
Biological process (GO): RNA modification
Molecular function (GO): protein binding; RNA binding
Source: RefSeq, a predicted model, not a curated record